AGACGUUCAUUUAAAACAUUUUGAACGCAGUUUUAAGCAUGGAGACGUUAGUAGUUGCAUGUCUUAUUGCUGCUGUUGGUGUGUUUAUCCUGGACAUGGUUUCCCCAAAGGAGAGGGUUUCCUCAAAGGAGCAACCAAAUGAUCUGAAAUGGGUAGCGGUGGGAUGUAUAGCAGCAGCAGCAUUGUUCAAGUUUGUUCAUACCAUGGAAACAAUAAUGAUUUUGUGUCUACUUGCUGCUUUUGUUCUUGUUUUCAUAAACUUGUUUUACCUUAAAGAGAAUAAAAAUGUGUAUCUACAUUGGAUUGCCAUUGGAUGUAUAGCCGUAGCAGCACUGUUAAAGGCAGUUUUAACCAUGGGAACAUUUGUAGUUUUGUGGUUUAUGUUUGCUGCUUGUGUCGUCAGCGUGCUGACCUACCUGCUGUCUAAUCUCUUAAAAGAAGUACCUAAUCUGAAAUGGUUACCUAUAGGAUUUUUAGCAGCAGCAGGUUUAAUCCAAACAUCUCUAACGAUCGGACCACCUGGAGCUGCAUGUUUUCUUGUUGCUUAUGUUAGUGUAUUAAUGCUAUUGUUCUACUUUGAAUAUAUAAAAGUACCAAGUUUGGUGGCUAAUGGACUUAAAAAAGCAACAGAAUGGUUCGAACUAAUUCAAAACAAUGGCGUCCCUGUGUUAUUGUUUAUGAUGGCCGCUUUUAUCGUCGUUAUCCUGAUAUUCUUUGCCCUGAAAGAUAUACCAGUUUACAAAUGGAUUGCCUCUGGAUGUAUAGCAGUAGCAGUAAUUGUGGCAUUAAUCUGGAUUUGGGUGUCUCAGCAAAGGGACUUAUCAUCGAACACUAAGACUUCGAAGAAAUAGCAAUAUUUUAGUGUGUAGAGAAAUUAGUUUGAUUCACGAAGAUAUAUUAUUUCUGUAUUCAUUCUGUGAUAAUAAAUAAAGGUUGUGUUUUUUUGA
This is a messenger RNA of Mytilus trossulus (common blue mussel), 947 nucleotides long. RefSeq lists its product as uncharacterized. The record is from RefSeq and is a predicted model, not a curated record. NCBI's taxonomy places the organism in Eukaryota, Metazoa, Mollusca, Bivalvia, Mytilida, Mytilidae. The transcript is spliced from 6 exons. Bases 39 to 851 code for a protein of 270 amino acids.